UAUAAGCCGUGAUGAUGACGCCUAUGCGUGUGUGGGCUCUCAUGCAGGUGUUUUCACGUGUGUGAGGAUAUGCGAUGGUUCAGUCCGUUUCCGGGUUGAUUUUGGUAGCAGGAUAGAGACAGCGGCCGGGUACGCGCCUUUGUCCGACCGCCUUUUGGUGGGUUGCCAUGACAACCGACUGUUGAUACUCAAUGCACGGACUGGCGGUAUCCUGCACACGCACACAUUCGCCAACGCAAUCAAGACAGGAGUCGUCGUCAUCCGGACCAGCCCCCAAAGCUACCACGAAUUUGGCUGUGUUGGUAGCCAUGACGGUACACUCUACUCGGUGGACGUGCUCACUGGGUGCAUUGCGGGGUCAGUCUCGUGUGGAGGCCCCAUCCGUGCAACACCAACUGUAGAUCCGCAACGGGCGCGCGUGUAUGUGACGACGCUGACUGGCGAUCUACUGUGUCUCGGCUUCAGGUCAUCUGCCACGUCAUCUCACUCAGACCCAACAUUGUCCUGUGCACCUGUUUUUAAAGUUAUUUGGACAGUACUAUGGACCUUUAAGGCAGACGACAGGCCCAUUUUCACCUCUCCGGCAUUGUGUUCAAAUGGCCUACUGGUCAUAACCGUUAGCGGCACCGCACACAUGGUUGACUACAGCGGCGUAGAGGUGUGGCGUAGGGUCCUUGACGUGCCUGUGUACAGUUCUCCCGUGGUACUGCACACAGCCACCGCUCACGAGUGCGCCGUCUUUGGUGCGCAUGAUGGCCACCUGCGCUGCUUGGCCAUGCCGCAUGGCUACCUUCUGAGUAGUGUGACAACGCGAGAUGGAGUGUACGCUCAAGUCGCCUCAAUCGAGAGCCAAUCAGAGCGCAGAGAACUAUUCGUAAUUGCCAUGGAUGGCACAAUUCUCGGCUAUUCCAUUGGUCCAGAUGGUAUCUGCCACCCCACUGGUUCGCUAAUGACACUACCAGCACAAGUAUUCUCAUCACCUGCCUUAGUGAGCGAUGCUAACGGAGGUAAUAAUUCGAGUUGA
Messenger RNA from Sphaeroforma arctica JP610, 1024 nucleotides. RefSeq lists its product as hypothetical. The record is from RefSeq and is a predicted model, not a curated record. The transcript is spliced from 7 exons. Gene Ontology annotation, biological process: amino acid activation for nonribosomal peptide biosynthetic process. NCBI's taxonomy places the organism in Eukaryota, Ichthyosporea, Ichthyophonida. Gene Ontology annotation, molecular function: protein binding. The annotation marks the transcript as partial.